Messenger RNA from Apodemus sylvaticus (European woodmouse), 2201 nucleotides. Its product is annotated as Friend virus susceptibility protein 1-like. The record is from RefSeq and is a predicted model, not a curated record. The transcript has 6 exons. Lineage: Eukaryota; Metazoa; Chordata; Mammalia; Rodentia; Muridae. The coding region runs from base 579 to 1433 and encodes 284 amino acids.
GGCGCUUGGGAUGCCGGGACGGGCUUUCCUUUGUCUUGCCUUAGCCGGGCUACGCCAUUUCUGCUGCUCACGUCGCGGGUCUUGUCCGCCAUCUUCCCGUUUUUUAGGUGACGGGGAGGGGGGUGUGUGACAUAGAAUCUUUCCUCCCAAUGACAGCCCCGUGCUACCUGCAGGUUCUCUCCGUAGGAGAUCUCUACCACUGCCCCUCCCCCGUGUGGGAUUUUGGCAUUUUUGUGCAACCUAGAACAUGGAGGGCUGGAGGAGGAUGGGGUGUAGGGGCAGAUACACGAUACGGAGUUACCAAGGCGGAAGUGAGUGCACGUGGAGGACUGGAUUGCAUCGGAGCAGCAGGUAUAACUUGAAGCCAAGUAGCCAUCCAUCAUCAUCUUGCUGUGGUGGCUGAGGCAGGAGGAUCCUGAGUUCACAUCCAGAACUACAUACAAAACUAAACUGGCAGUUCCUUCAGACAACCAGGCUUCCCUCCAGGUGGUUUCUUCAAACAGCCUACUUCUCUUCAGCCUCUGCGACAGCAUUGCUUCUAGCCCUCUUGCUGUUCUUACCUUGAGACUGUGAGGGCCAUGGCGGAGAGAGUGCUGGUGCCCACCCAGAUAGGCCGGGGGGACCGCUACUACACCUACACGGAGCUGUUGGCUAUCUCACGGCGUUUCAAGCAAAACCCCAAUGAGCUCAUGGUCACCUGGAUCCUGAGGGUGUAUGACCAGGGAGGCCCUGCCCUGUCCCUGAAUUCUGGGGAGCUGGGGCUGCUGGGUGACCUCACCCAUGAUGCCAUCUUUAACUACCGCUGCAAGGCCCUGCGGGGGGCUGGCUGCCAGACUCUACUGAGCUGGCUGCUGCAGGCCUGGCGUCAGCGCUGGGAAUCCUCCCUGCAUUUUGAGGCCACUGAGUUACCCUUCAGGCCCUGGACCACCAUGGAGGAAGGCAUCCAGCUGGUGCGUGAGCUGGGCAUGAUUGAGUGGAUUUACCUUGACCCAGAAGGGCCUGUGGACCUGGCCCCGGAGGACGUGGCCUUCACUCAAGGCCUGCAGCGGCGCCUGCUCACAGCAGCUCCCUCUGAGCUGCGCCUUUCACUGGUCAGCCUGCUGGUGCGGGGCAUGACAGUAUUGGAGGCUGUGAUGGAGAUCCAGACUAUUGCUGAUGUGGGGCUGCUCUGGCGCCAGAGCCAUCCAGGCCGCACCAAGCUCAUGUUGGGGCCCAACCCAACUCGCAAGGACCUCCUAGGCUGGCUGCUCAGUCACGGUGUGCCCCGGGAGCAAGUAGACAGGCAGCCCACCAAGGUACUCCUAGAACUGUACAUCAAAGAAGCCAAGCGCAGCCGUGGCCACCCCAACUAUGGGCUGACCGAGGAGCAGCCCCCACCGCCCCCUUACUCCGACCAGGCCUGUGGGGAAGAGCAACCGGUGCGUCAUGACUAGUCCUGCACUGACUUCAAGAGGACACUUGAGGGUGGGAAGAGGAAUUGCAGAGAGGCUGCCUGGAACCUGGUGACUGGGAAGCACCUUGGUGAUCCCUCCGCCAUGUUCCCACCCUACAGCACUUAAAGCCCAACUCCGUGGCCCCAGGGAGGAGUGUGCAUGUUCCUAGCUAGCCACAGCCCAUGUGGAAAGGGAGCCACGGGGCCGUUUGCUGUGAAUCUAGGGUGCUUAUUUAUGGCCCUGGAAUUAGUCCCCUCGCGUUGGAGCUUAAGGCCCUGCUAAGAUGUGUAGCCACAUCAGGGUUCCCACCCCUCUGCCUCCACACGGGCCCCAAAGCACUACAUACAGGCCAUCUUGAAUUUUUUACUUUUUCAAUGCAACACUUACAUAGUAUUUUAGGUAUAGGCCCCACUUCCGUGGACUUUACUGGAUGUUUGACACUUUCGGGCUAGUCUCCCUAUUGUAAAGGCUUAACAUUGCAAACUUUUCUAAUGCAGCAUUUUUACUUUAUAUUUUAUUUUGAGCUUAUGUGACACUUUGGUUUUGGGGAGAGAACCCCCUUUUGUAAAGAUUUUUCUUUGGGGACCCUGUCCCCUUUUCCUUUUAACCAUGCCCUUCCCUUUUGAAGCACCUUCCAGCUGGGUCUCGUCUCCCUGGCUGCACAGAUGGCCCCUGGCCAGUGCAGAUCUGGAUUUAGUGGAGGUUCGAGGUGGGCAGCCCUGGAACUUCUGCCUUCGUGAGUUCCUAUUAAAUGGCUGGUUCAUUGCC